AUGUUUUUACCAAGGCAAGUUAAUAUUCGCAACAAACUAACAGGAAGGGAUAAUUUAUCGACUCAGACAGCCUUGGUUAAGGAAAAUAAAAAUACAAGUGGGUCUAAUACAGCUUCUUCAAAUAUCUUUACAAAACGAGUUCCUGAGAAAGUCGAUAACUUGAAGCCAGAGUUUAUUCGUGCGGUAGAAUGUAUGAUUGAAAUACUAUUCUAUAAAGAAAGUGAAAAACAAAAAUUCCAUUUGACUUAUUUAAUUAAUAAAGAAGAAUUUUGGCAGGGGUUAAAACCGUCUCCUACUCAAGCUAACGUAAAACAAUGUGUUAAAACUAUAAAAAACAAACUGUUUACUUUCGAUGAAGAGUCGCAUUUCAUCAUCAGGAACGAGUAUAAGCUUGAUUCCAACUUGGAUUUAUUCGAGCGAAUAGUAUAUGUGGAGCCGUUUCCAGCAACUGUGUCUAACAAGCCGUUUUUGCUGGCCGGGCUGUUACGAGAAUUUUUUUCUGGAUUUCUUCCCUACCUUGAUGUUAUCCCUACUCCUGAAGGAUACGCUUUUUUGGUACUGGCUCAUUCGAUAUCACAAGAAACUCUCGCAUCUCUUGUCGUUCCCCAAGGUUGGAACAUUCUGUCAAGGGAAGAAUGGACCAAAAGGGAAGAAAUGUACAUGGAAUAUCAAGCCGAUUCUGUGAAAUCUUCUAGAAGGGCGUCUUUCAUAGAACCUAGGACUCCAAAUCAAUCGUUUCGCAGGAGUCAAAAUGAAGCAGUUUCUUCUUUUCCAAAACACCAAGAACAUCGAUUUAAAGCAUUGGACAAUUCUGGUGAACAGUCGCAAAGGAAGACUUUGGAAACUGAAAGAUAUUUUCCAAAAGGACUUUUAACAAGGCUAACUAAUCUACAUCGAUUGACAAAUAAAAGCACCAUUCAAAGCUUACUACAUUAUGUUUUCUCCCGUCAAGACCCUACAGGAGUCUGUGAGCCAAUGUACAUUGACUAUAGAAAGGACGAAACAGAAGCCAUAGUGAGAUGGAAGUCACCUGAACAGGCAAAUUUAUGUGUGAAAUGCUUCUCAGAUCAGCAUAGGAAGCAAGACACCCAUGAUGAUAUUCGUGCACAUAGAAAACACAAUAAGACUGGUCCAUUCAUUUCCGCCGAACUAAUAGAAGGAUCUGAAGAACAAUCGUACUGGAAUCAGAUUCACGGAAAAUUAAAAAAAUAA
This is a messenger RNA of Schizosaccharomyces osmophilus, 1212 nucleotides long. It is a transcript of the gene pof8, whose product is annotated as LARP7 family RNA-binding protein Pof8/Lar7. Gene Ontology annotation, molecular function: telomerase RNA binding. Gene Ontology annotation, biological process: telomerase catalytic core complex assembly. The coding region runs from base 1 to 1212 and encodes 403 amino acids. The transcript has a single exon. The record is from RefSeq and is a predicted model, not a curated record. Lineage: Eukaryota; Fungi; Ascomycota; Schizosaccharomycetes; Schizosaccharomycetales; Schizosaccharomycetaceae.